AUGGCAGCAGCUCCGACUAUUCCAAACAACAAUCCAACAGACACAAACACGAAGCCUUCGCCAAAUCCAUCAAUCUCAACGGCGUCAAUCAACUCGCAGGAUGGCAAAUUCGCACUGCCAGCCGCCGCUAAUGGCAUCCAGGUCAACGGCGAGACCAACACCAGACCUGCAAUACCGGCUAAAAAACCCACAAUGAGCUCGAGGAUAAGUGGCAUCUUUGCUCGGAAAGAAAUAAAAAACAACAGCGAAGCAAGAGACUCUCGCGAGUCGCUCGCAACUCAAGUGGUGCCGGAGAACGCAGUUGUUGGCAAGCCGCCUCCAGCACAGACGGCUGCUUCUCGACCUGCCCCACCUUCGCGCUCGUCGAGUGAGCAGAAGAAGAGUAGCCCAGUGCCCGAUAGAUCGAAGGGCUCUAUCGAUCGAAAGAAAGAGCAAAAGGACAACGCAUCGCACAGAUUCUGGAUCACCGAGGAUGGCAACCACGAGCAUCAGCUAAAAGUCCUAAGACGGCAGGAGAAGCUCACGGAUAUGUUCAAAGAGAUGAUGCUUCUCGGCAAGAAGAAAGAACACCACGAGCAGCCGCUGAGUUUAAUGGCGAACUGGGCCGAUCAGAUGCGAAAUGAGAAGGAAAAAGCAGCGGCCGAUCCGAAGAUGGUCUCCCCUUCGUCCCAGACCUUGGUGCAAAAGUACGGAAAAUGCCAGGAGGUGGUCGGACGUGGUGCUUUCGGUAUCGUCCGUUUAGCCCACAAGACUGACGAGAAGGACCCGAAACGGGAGCAACUAUUUGCCGUCAAGGAGUUCCACCAGCGACCCGGCGAGUCGGCAAAGAAGUAUCAGAAACGUCUCACGUCCGAGUUUUGCAUUUCUUCGGCUCUGAAGCAUCCCAACAUCAUCACAACUCUUGACCUAAUCCAGGACGCGAAGGGCGACUACUGCGAGGUUAUGGAGUAUUGCGGUGGUGGCGAUCUCUACACUCUCAUCCUCUCGGCGGGCCAUCUAGAGGUGCUCGAAGCGGACUGCUUCUUCAAACAGCUCAUGCGUGCAGUCGACUACAUGCACGAGAUGGGUGUCGCUCACCGCGAUCUCAAGCCCGAGAACAUGCUUAUCACUCAACACGGCGCUAUCAAAAUCACCGACUUCGGCAACGGCGAGUGUUUCCGCAUGGCUUGGGAAGAGGAGGCACAUAUGACCGCCGGUCUGUGUGGCUCGGCGCCGUACAUCGCCCCUGAGGAAUAUGUUGACCAGGAAUUUGACCCGAGAGCCGUUGAUGUGUGGGCCUGCGGUGUCAUCUACAUGGCUAUGCGCACUGGUAGACAUCUUUGGCGCGUCGCACAGAAAGGGCAAGAUGAGUUCUUUGAUAAGUACCUCGAAGAUCGCCGCGAGGAAGAGGGUUACAGGCCCAUAGAAGUGCUCAAGAGACGUCAAUGCAGGAACGUUAUCUACUCUAUACUCGAUCCAAACCCGACUCGACGUCUCACAGCUCACCAGGUUCUUCAGUCUGAGUGGGUCAAGGACAUCAGAGUCUGCCGGGCCGGCAAUGAAGGGUUCUAA
This is a messenger RNA of Coniosporium apollinis CBS 100218, 1551 nucleotides long. Its product is annotated as HAL protein kinase. Bases 1 to 1551 code for a protein of 516 amino acids. Gene Ontology annotation, biological process: intracellular signal transduction; protein phosphorylation; intracellular monoatomic cation homeostasis. Gene Ontology annotation, molecular function: ATP binding; protein serine/threonine kinase activity. The transcript has 2 exons. The record is from RefSeq and is a predicted model, not a curated record. NCBI's taxonomy places the organism in Eukaryota, Fungi, Ascomycota, Dothideomycetes.